AUGCAGUCUUACUGCCUGCGAGCUGGCAUUCUGAAAGGAUCGUCUUCGGGUGUCGACUUCGCCUUCGGAGUCGCGGAAGCGGCGGCCGCCGCCUCUGCAACGGCCAGGGCGGAGAAGGAAGGCUCCAAGACCAUGAAGGAAGCCAAGGCCGCGACCACUGCCUUGUACAACAGGUGCAAGAACAAGUUCCACGUGGUCUGUCUGCUUCUCAUGGACUUGGACCUCAUGAACGCCUUGAACAGCUGGCAUGCAAUCACUUUUCCUCUGUCCAGACAGUUGAACACUUUGCGUAGAGAAGUCAGGGGAAGGCAAGGCGCAUUGGCCAUGUGGCGUUCGUUCGCCUUGGGAGACUGGAUUUCCGUUCUCUCAGAAAUGCACGACGCCAUUUUCGAUGCCGAUCUUCAUCAUCGCCUUGGCCUUCUAACGCAAGAAGAUUGCGCCGGCUCCAUGUUCUACAACAAGUUGACCGAGAAGUGCCUGACCAGCAUGGCCUUCUUCGACUUCCCGCACAAGCUCGUCUUGCUCACCGGCAACGACACCUCGGCCAUCCAAACAGUGUGCGUGGAACUCGAAGAUCAGGCAAAGGCUUUUGAGAGUGCUCAAGGCAUUCGAACGAAGUGGUGCAAAUCUGCCUGCCAGACCUCGCCCAUGCAGCACCGGCUUGUAAAAGAUGUGCUCCAGGACAUUCGCCAGAACAAUGGCAGCGCCACACCGAUGCUGCGGACGGUCAUGACGGAUCUCUGGUCAAACUUAGCCUUUACCUUCAACGAAGAAGGAUUCCGUGCGAUGCGACAGCACGAACAAGGCCAGAACUUGAGUCACGCAAUGCCGUCCAUAGAUGGCUGGGCGAAGCUAACAGGCGACAACAUCCUGGGGUCCUUCGGCUACCAAGAGAUCGAGCCGGAUGAUGCCGAGGAGGGGCGGCUGCAGGACCUCGUCCACACGUGGCGGACCCGCUUCCUCCAGCGUGGGCUGGUUGUGAAGGACAGGAGAUGCCCGGACUUGGUCUUCUUCAGCCUUGGUCCCUGGCCCACCUGUGCGGCGGCCCUUUGCAUUUCCGUGCAGAAAGUCGAGGCUGCGGACAAGAGUGUGUUUUACACCUUGCCAAAGCCGUUGACACGGGGGCAUCUGCACUGGAAGGUUGUGGAGAAGUUUGCCGACUGGCAGGUCCUGCAAACGACGAUCGUGUCGCCUUUGCACGCAGGGAUUCUGCAGAAAAGCAGCGGCAACAAAAAGAAACCUGCAGAGUUGCAGGUCCCACACCUUCCUGGGAUGUGGCGCGAGCGUGCCAAGAAUCCUGUCGCCUUGCUGAAGCAUGCUGCUGCUCAUGCCUACUGGGACAUCAGCAGCUUCUACGUCAAGCUGCUCCUCCAGGAUGAGUUCGGCUUGGCAGAGGCGGACACGGAUUGGCGCGAAGACGACUUGGGCUUCGCCUUGGAGGCCGCAGUGGCAAAGGGCAUGAACUGCAGCCCGGAAGAAGUUGCCAGCAUUCUAGAGCGGAACAUCCACUGGCGCUGUCCAUCUGCGAAUGAGGAGCUCGACGAGAUUCUGGCUUCAGACAUGCUGGACGAUGUCCUCGGGAAGGAUGCUCAAAAGGACGUGGAGGCUGCGCAGCGGACACGUCAAAGCCAGGCUGUCGAAGCGGCGAUGCUGACCAGAGCUGUGGCGAGGAUUCGCAAGCGCCUUCGUUCGACUUUGGGAUCGGCUUCGAAAUCGGCUGCGUCUUCGUCGUCUUCGACGAGGCGCAAAAAGGUCCGAUUCGAGUCCAAUGCUGCCUGGAGCGUCGAGGACUUGCAGCAAUUGCUGCCGCCUUUUUACAGAGGGUACAAGGAUCAGUUCAACAAGUGCUGGAGAGUGUUCCACAAGCAGCACCGAUGGAGCGCAUCCAGGUCUUGGGGUCCCAGCGGAGCAGAUAGCAGGUGCUGCUACAAGCUACUGCACAUGAGCUGGAGACGCUACCUGCAACUGAAUCCUGGCGAGACUUGCCCGUAUGAGUUUCCGCCCGAGGUGUAG
Symbiodinium sp. CCMP2592 is the source of this 2013-nucleotide messenger RNA. The record is from the annotation of a GenBank genome assembly. Lineage: Eukaryota; Dinophyceae; Suessiales; Symbiodiniaceae.